AUGGCAAUGCAGGCAGAUUCUUCUGCCUUAAGUCCCGAAGUAGUUGGGAAUGCCUUUGUGGAGCAAUACUACAGUAUUCUUUGUAAAUCACCUGAUAAUGUUCACAGAUUUUAUCAGGAAUCAAGUAUGCUAAGCCGGCCGGAUCCUUCCAGUGCUAUGACCUUGGUGACGACCAUCAAAGGCAUAAAUGACAAGAUUUUGUCUAUGGACUAUCAGAAUUUUAAGGUCCAGAUAUUUUCUGCUGAUGCUCAAGCUUCGUAUAAUAAGGGAUUGAUUGUUUUGGUAACUGGUUGUUUGGUUGCAAAGGAUAAUUUGAGAAGGAAAUUCACUCAAUCAUUUUUUCUAGCUCCACAAGACAAAGGAUACUUUGUAUUAAAUGAUGUUUUCAGAUAUGUGGAUGAAAAUCAUGAAAUGGAAGACAAAGAAGAAUCUAAAGGGGUUGAAAAUAAUAAAGCUGAUGAAAGUGCUCCAGCAGCUCCUUUGGCUGCUGAUCCUGAGCCAAUUUUUGCUCCCAAUAACCAUGCUGUGAAUCACAAUUCACCAACCCCUGCAAAUGAGGACACUGAAAACAGCAAAGAAGCCAGUCAUCCUUUGGACAAUGGAAAAGUUUUGGUGGCUGAGAAAGUGGUUGUUCCAGAGCAUCCAAUCGUUUCAAGCCAGAAUGAUGCCCCUCCGGUCACAAAGACCCCUGCUUCUAAAACACAAGACGAAGUCCCCAAGAAAUCUUUUGCAUCAGUGGUACAUGAUUUGAAGAAGAGUAAUUCUCCAUUUAAUGUUGUUCUGAGGGUUCCACCUGUUAAAUUUGUGGAACAAUCACGGGUCACUGCAGCAGCAGCUAUAGAAACUGCUCCUAAUAGCAACAGUUCCGUGGAUAAAAACAAUAAUAAUGCAGCAGUUAAGGGUCACUCCAUAUUUGUUGGAAACUUGCCUGAUACUGCAACAGUUGGACAACUUAAGGUGGUUUUUGAGCAAUUUGGGCCUAUUAAACCAGAUGGCAUUCAAGUUAGAAGUCAGAAGCAAACAGGGAACUGUUUCGGUUUUGUAGAAUUUGAAUCUGCCAGUUCAGUGCAAAGUGUGCUCAAGGCUUCUCCUAUUUCAAUUGGCAAUCGAAGAGCUUCCAUUGAAGUAAAGCGAGGAAAUAGCGAUGGUGGCAGGUUUCCAUCAAGUCAGGGUGGUUAUCGAGACAAUAAUUUUAGGCGGCCUGGGAACUUUAAUGAAGGCCGUGGCUACAGGAGAAAUGAGUAUGAGAAGCGUGGUGAGUUUGCAGGUCGUGCUCGUGGCACUAGCAACCGCGAUGGAGAGGUUAACCAGAAAGGUAAUCAGAUUGGAGGAAAAGUUGCCCGUCAAGGUGGAGUGUAGUAGAUUGCUCAUCUUUCUGCUUCAUUUAGUUAUCUUCAAUUUUUCUCCUUUUGAGUCGUUAGUGAGCAAAUAUAGGCAGCAAUUUUGAUUUUUAUUGUUGAUUUAUCGGCAUUAUAUCUAGGUUAAUUCUUGUUCAGCACCAUUCAGGUAAGUCAUAAAAUCUAAGAAAAAUAAUCUUGAUUCAUUUUUCCUUAUACCCUGACUGUAAUAUUAUACUUGAAACUUACAUGAUUGGAGCUGAAACCUUUGUUUCUCUCCCUGGCUUAUUUUGCAUGGAAAUAAUUUCCGUUACCAGGGACUAUUGUCAAGAUAUAUAUUAGAUUUGUACUUUCAAAAAUAUUAGAACUUAUUUUACAUGUAUUUAUCUCUAUAUCCAACACUAGAGGGAAUUUUGCUGGGAAGUUUUAAACAAAUAAACAUGGGCCAGAUAGUGUGUCCAUGAGAUA
Molecule: messenger RNA, 1805 nt
Organism: Pistacia vera
Lineage: Eukaryota; Viridiplantae; Streptophyta; Magnoliopsida; Sapindales; Anacardiaceae
Product: nuclear transport factor 2-like
Exons: 8
Coding region: 1-1359 (452 amino acids)
Cellular component (GO): cytosol; ribonucleoprotein complex
Molecular function (GO): mRNA binding
Source: RefSeq, a predicted model, not a curated record